Clarias gariepinus (North African catfish) is the source of this 630-nucleotide messenger RNA. RefSeq names its product fibroblast growth factor 21 (gene fgf21). The transcript is spliced from 4 exons. Gene Ontology annotation, cellular component: cytoplasm. Bases 1 to 630 code for a protein of 209 amino acids. The record is from RefSeq and is a predicted model, not a curated record. Lineage: Eukaryota; Metazoa; Chordata; Actinopteri; Siluriformes; Clariidae. Gene Ontology annotation, biological process: positive regulation of cell population proliferation; regulation of cell migration; fibroblast growth factor receptor signaling pathway. Gene Ontology annotation, molecular function: fibroblast growth factor receptor binding; growth factor activity.
AUGUUGCUGUUUGCAGGGUUUUUUCUCCUCCUUCAUUAUACUCUCUCUUUCCCUCACACUAACUCUCACUCUUUGUCUCCAUCUAUCCAUGACUCCUCUCCACUAUUACCCUACAACGAUCAAGUUCGACAGAGACACCUGUAUGCGGACAGUAAACACCACAGCCUGUUUGUUGAGAUUUUAUCUGAUGGCACAGUGUCAGGAACUCAGAGCCGGACACCUUACACGGUGUUGGAGCUAAAAGCUAUUAAACCAGGUCAUACGGUGAUUCGAGGUGUGAUGUCAUCACUGUACUUGUGCGUAAAUGCAAAUGGUCACUUAUUUUCUCUGAGUGUGUUUCUGGACACUGACUGCUCCUUUAGUGAAAUGUUACAGCCUAAUGGUUACACUUACUUCCUGUCUGCUCACAACAGACUUCCUGUGUCCAUCAGUUUAAGAGGCCUGCCUGGAAAACACACACACACCUUUUCUCAGUUUCUACUACUUACAAGUGAACUGUUUAUGGAGAAACAUGAAUAUGCAGAACUAUCAAGUUUUCAAACAAUUGAGAAUCUUGAUUCAGAUGAUCCACUGAGACUGAGAAACACACACCAGAAUGUUAGAAGCCCAUUGUUCCACAAUGACCAAUAA